AUGUUGUAUCAAUCUACUGUCGUGGAUGAGUCUAAUGAAAAUACUACAACAUGCGUUGAUAAUUCAAUUAAUAUAACUCUGUCAAAAAAUAAUAUUGAUGAAGAAAAAGAAGAAAUUGAAAAUAUAGAAUUAAAACAAAGCAUUUCUAAAAAUUCUAAUUCAAAAUUUUCUUCUCCAUGUUUCUCAAAAUGCAUACCAAAUGAAAAGUUAAUUGCCACAGAAGUUAUUAAUAGGUACAUCAGGAUGGGUUCAAUAUCGUCAAAUGAUUCCUCUUUAUCGGAAGAUCAAAAUAAAUCUACAUUUGGAGAUGAAACUGUUAGCUUUACAGAUGCCCAAGAAAUAGAGUCAAUUCAAGAGAACUAUGUCUUUGAUGAAACUAGUACCUGUGAACACUUAUCUGUUUCAAGUGUGCUUGAGCAAAGCAACCAACAAAAUGUGUUAGAUGAUUCUAAUAAUGUAUGCACUUUAAUACAUUGUAGUCAAAAAGACGAUACAGAUUUAAGUAUUUGUAGUGACUCAGAACUUGGAGAUAUUACUGAAGAUUCAAUUGUUGCUGAUGAAUAUAGUGUUACACCUGGAAAACAGAGAUUAUUUGAUUUACGUGUCACUAAACAAUCACUUCGUCCUAAAGCUCUCGUAGCAUCUGCUCCAUUCAUGGAUAGAAUUGAAGAAACUGCAACUCCUGUUCUACCUAAAGUUCUUAAUUCUCCUUUAAUUUUAAAUGAAAUCAGUCCUAAACAUUCGGAAAUCAAAGAAGGUUUAAAUUGUUCAUCAAUUACUGAAAUAUGCCAUGGCACAUCAUCUACUGAAAAUCUCAAUCAAACUUCUCAUAAAAAUAUGUUUGAAACUGUUGGAGAAUUUUCAACAUCAAAUGAUUUCAAGAAUAUAGUCUCUUUAAAUACAAGUGUGGAUAGUAUGUUUGAUGAAACAAUGAACACAAAUAAACUUUCAACAAACAGCAAGAGUAUGAAUAUUAAAAAAUCAUUAAAUAAAACUGAUCAAAUACAAAAUACUUUAAAUGAUACGAUGCAAUUAUUUGAUACUGAUCAGUCAGUGAAUAUCAUGACCGAUAUUACAAUUCCAACUGAUGUUAAUGAUCAUCAAGAUAAAGAAUACUUAAUUUCUGCACAUUUGGAUACUAAAUCAGCAAAUACCAGUGUAGAAGAUAAAGUAAUAGUUGAAGCUAGGUACACUAAUGAAUUGUCAAAUCAACAACAAAAAUUAUCGGAUACAAUUAAAAAUAUUGAUAAUAGUUUAGAAGAAUUUAUAAAUCAAGAAAGGUUGUUGAAUUUUGGAGACGAUAAAAAAGAGAAACAAGUGGARYAUAAAACUCCGAAGACACUAAAAAUAUUGGAUUUUAGUAUCGUCCAACAAACUCCCACUUUUGACAAUCAACUAAAGAAACAAAAGGUAUUAAAUUUUAGUAUUGUUGAUCCAACACCAAUAUUAAAAAGCACCCAACAAAUACAUCAAAAUGAAAAUGUUAUCAACAAUGAGAGCUUAAUAAAUUUUAGUGCAGUUGAUCAAAUAUGGAAUUCAGAAGUAGUAGCAAAAGAUGAUAUUAAUUUUAAAGAUUUUCAAAACUCUACCCAUGAUUCUUCAACAAAAAAUGUAUCAUCAAUUUCAUCUCCUGAUUUUGAAUUAUUGGUUGAUGAAUCUAUUAAAACAAAUACAUCUAAUUUCAGUAACUCAUCUUUUGAUCAAACAAUUACUGAUUCAAAUUUAAACUUGUCUCCGUAUUCUUGUGCAAAUAAUAAAACAGAAUUAAUUAAUUCGGAACCAUUGAUUUUGAUCAACAAACAGAUUGUUGCCGAUGAGCCAUCUAACUGUUUAAAUCAAACAAUUGAACUAAAUAAGUCAAUACACGAAACUGUUAAUGAUGAACAUUGUGUGGCCGAAGCAUCUACUACUGCAGAAAAAUCAGAUUUUAAAAUGUUAUCAAAUACUACUUCUAACGUAAAAAUUGAUUUUGCUGAGUCUCAAAUGGAUUCAAACCAACAACAGCAUUUUAACUCAAAUGAACGUGCCAUUGUGGAUUUUAGCAUUAUUGACCAAGAAAUAUUGGAAAAUCUUGAGUUAAAAACCAAUACUGAUAUAACAUCUGAUAGAAAUGUUUCUAACCUAAUUGAAAUGACUUUUGUUUCUAAAUCUGAUGAACAAUCAACUGUUUUAUCUAAAAAUCCAAUAAUACCCAUAACUUUAGAUAAUAAAUCUGAAAAAUCUAUACAUGGUGGUUCUGAUGAAAUAAAUAGCACAACUUUACACUUGGAACAAUCUACUUUUUUGCAUAACAACACAGAAUUGUUAACUGAUAUACAAAUGAACGAUGAAUCGCUCCUUAUGGAAUCGCCAGAAAAAAGCUCAAUUAUCGAUUCUUUUCAUAGUAUUGAAUUGGAUAAUGUACAAGAAGAUAAUAAGAGAAAAAUAGAGACGACUCAAGAAUAUGAUAAUAACGAAAAAAAAAUGAAAGUAGAGACUGAAAUUCUGAAGACGCCAAUGUCAAUGCUCUAUAAAAUUAAAAAUAUGUUCAGGAGUAGUGAAAAACAGCCAUCAUGUAUAAAUAACACAAAAGAAAACAAUUUAAAAUCAGGGAGAUGCUAUCAGAAAUUAAACUUUAGCAAAUUUGAAGAAAAUGAUGAUUUUACUAAACCUUUAACUCUAAAAAAACCCGAAGUUUUAGUAAAAAGUAAAAUACCUUGCAAAGUCACUGACAGACCAUUAUUUAAAAAUGAUGAAUUUAAUAGUUCAUCACUAUCAUCUCUUAAUGAUAGUGUUAAACAAAAAAAAACCAUACCAAAAUUCUCAGGAGUUCCUGUAUUAUCUGAUGUAUCUAAUUCAUCAAACAGAAAGUGUGCAGAAAGUCGUAUACCUUCCAAAUUUCAGAAAUAAUGCCAUCACUAAAAUUUUUUAAUUAUUAUUUUAUUUUAGUUUUUUAUAAUGAGAAUUAGGUUAACUACAUUAAAGCUACAUUUAGGUAUACAUAUUAUUAAAAUCCCUUAGAAAAGAGUUAAAUUUUAUAAUUUU
Molecule: messenger RNA, 3024 nt
Organism: Diuraphis noxia (Russian wheat aphid)
Lineage: Eukaryota; Metazoa; Arthropoda; Insecta; Hemiptera; Aphididae
Source: RefSeq, a predicted model, not a curated record